This is a messenger RNA of Aspergillus ruber CBS 135680, 2286 nucleotides long. RefSeq names its product HCO3 transporter family protein. Gene Ontology annotation, biological process: monoatomic anion transport; transmembrane transport; monoatomic ion homeostasis. The coding region runs from base 163 to 2208 and encodes 681 amino acids. Gene Ontology annotation, molecular function: solute:inorganic anion antiporter activity; borate efflux transmembrane transporter activity. NCBI's taxonomy places the organism in Eukaryota, Fungi, Ascomycota, Eurotiomycetes, Eurotiales, Aspergillaceae. The transcript has 4 exons. The record is from RefSeq and is a predicted model, not a curated record. Gene Ontology annotation, cellular component: fungal-type vacuole; plasma membrane.
GUCAUCAAUCAAUCAUUGUAUUGACCGAGGGUUGCGUUCGGUCUCAGGAUGAUGCUUUUGUCCAUUGGCUGCUGACAGAACCAGCUCACUUGGCAUUCAUCCUUGAAUAGCCCACAAGGGGUCCAUAUCGAGGCGUGUGUGUGUUACAGAGGGCACCCCGCCAUGUCUCUUAUCUCGGCAUUCCGACCACGAUCCACGCGUAGUUCAUCUGUUCGGCACAGAUCCCCUUUAAGGCGGAGGAAGAACAAGAAGCGAAGUGACUCAGAAACAGAUGCACCGGAGGACUAUGCCCACUCCAUAAUCACUCCGUCCAAACAUACCCCGAAACCAUUCCGAGUGCUGCGAGGUUCAGUGGCUGCCGGCGGUCCUCUAAGACCUUUCAGGCUGGUGAAGCAGGAUAUCAUCAAUAUUCGCCGUCGAUAUAAAUCCGACUGGACUAUUUUCAACCAACUGAUCUUUGCCAGUGCCGUGUACGUCUUCUUCACGAAUCUCUUACCCGGCAUCACGUUCGCGAGCGAUUUGUAUGUCUUGACCGGGAAGAGCUGGGGAACUAUCGAAGUCGUAUUCAGCACAGGACUUUGUGGCAUUAUAUUCUCUCUAUUCUCUAUCCAGCCCUUGACUAUCCUUGGUGUCACCGGACCUUUUUCCGUGCUAGCUGAGAACAUAUACAAGCUUUGCGAUGAAGCAUUCAAGAUACCAUUUUUGCCUUUCAUGGCCUGGUCACUGAUCCAUUCCGCCUGGCUGCAUUAUAUCUUAGCCAUUAUCAAUGCCCACGAUUGGACGAUGCGAUACGUGACCACAUUCGCCACAGAAAUAUUUUCUUUGCUGAACAGUGUCAUCUACUUCCACAAAGCCAUCCAAGAGCUGGAAAGAGCACACUCAGACCUCUCAUUCGCAGCCUUCCUGUACGCCGUAAUUGGUGCGGUGGGAACAAUGCUCCUCGCCAUAUUCCUCUCCACAGCGGAAAGCUGGCAACCACUGUUUCAUCGCUACGUCCGACUCAUUCUGACCGAAUACGCGGCUGCGAUAUCCAUCAUCCUUUUCAUUGGCCUGCCAUACGUAGGCGAGCUGGCCCAGCUGGACAAUAUGACUCUUCCAGUCAGUGAGACCUUCAGACCAACAUCCCCGGAUCGAGAUAGAUUUUUUGUGGAGUUCUGGAAGUUACCAGUCCCAUGGAUAUUCGGCGCUAUAGUCCCUGGAAUCAUCAUUACCAUCUUAUUCUUCUUUGACCACGAGGUGAGCUCUAUUAUUUGCACGAUUGAUCGAUACGGGACUCGGAAACCUGGCGGCUUCGCGUGGGAUAUCAUCUUACUGGGUACUACGACUGCUAUUUGUGGGAUUUUGGGGAUACCACCUUCCAAUGGACUACUACCGCAGGCACCACUACACUCGGAGUCCUUGAUGCAUACAGAGCAAGAAACCUCAACGAUUAUCGUAGAUGGCGAGGAAAAGACUCAGAAUUGUGAGGUGAAGCGCGUGUAUGAGCAGCGCUGGUCCGUAUUUCUGCACGCAGGGGCUAUUUUUGCAUUUGUUAGCCCGCCGUUGAUGAAGGUUCUGGGAUUAACGCCGACGAGUGUACUUGCAGGCCUGUUCAUGUUUAUGGGAGAGCAGAGCUUAUCAGUCAACCCUAUCCUAUACCGCACAUUCUACCUCCUCACACCACCAUCCGAACUCCCACCACUGCCUGCAGCUCUGUCAAAGAAAGAAAACAGAGAUACAAACGACAAUACAACCAUGCGAAAACCCUCAUACAUCCCCAUCCACAUUUACACAAUCUUUCAGAUUGCCAUAACUGUCGCGAUCUUCAUCGUGACGUUGACGCAAGCUGCGCCGGCUUUCCCGGUUCUGAUUAUCCUCCUCGUGCCAUUUCGGUUAUUUGUCAUGAAGCGCUGGUGGCCACGGGAGGUUCUGAGAUUCGUUGAUGCAUGGGCUUGUAGGGAGGGGACGCCGGAGGAUGAUGAGGAUGAGCGGGAAAAGAGGGAUAAACCGCAUGAAGAAGAUAUGGGUGCUAGAAAUGGAGGUGAUGUGUUAUUCCCCGCUAUCCCUGGGGAUAGUCGAAAUGAGAUGUUCACUGCUGGAGCGUCACCUAAGUAUGACAGAUUAUCUCAUGAGACACGGGCAACGGGAAGCGAUGAUGCUGAUCACGAUUGGAUCGAACUUGAUGCUUAUCCACAGGCGGACGAGGAGAUUGGAAGAAAGGGCAGGUAACCAACGAUGUGUUUAGAUUGUAGUGGUAUGCAAUGUAAAUGAUUCCUACAUGGGUAUCAAAAAUCUAAGCCUUUGCGC